GUUUGUUGUCACGGUCACAUGUUCAAAUCUAGUCGAUCAGCUGACUGCAUCCCUUCCCUUUUGAUGGUUAGAUUUUAUUUCCUCAAUUGAGCGAGUUCGGGGUCUGAAUAACAUAUUAUUUAGAGUAUUCAGACCGUUCGGCGUCAAUUUUAAACACCAAACUGAAGGUAGCAUAGUGAGAUAGCCCGCAAAAUAUCGCGGUUUGGGUGAUCAUGAACGGACACGCCAUUCUUUACACCGGGGUCACUUUGGCCUUCUGGAGUACCAUUCUCAUCGUCGGUAAGAAUUUGUUUUUGCUAUAUUUGCUAGCUAGGGAAAUGGGGUUAAUGAUGAUGCCAAAUAUAUAAUGAAUUCGGUAAAUAUAUGACUUCCAUUCAUUUGAUUGUAAAUGUCUGUGUCGUGCUUCACAGACAGUGUUGCUUGCCAGCUAACGUUAGCCUGUUGCGCUAGUUAGCGGCAAUGGCGUAAACUAAACUGGGUCUGCAAUUAUAUGCUAGAUAGGUAAUAGUUCUAUGUCAGGCAGGCUAACUGACUAACUUCCUCGAAUUACAUGUUGUUGUUUAACUUUGGCACUGUCGUCCAAAAAGUAGAUUAUCUAGGUAUUCGUUUGUAAGAAUUUGACUAAACGUUUGUAGGAAUUAACGUCAGCUAGUUACCUAACAAGUAAGCUAGCUAGUUGUUAGCUAGCUAGUUGUUAGCUAGCAUAUCACUGCAGAGCCUGUAGUCUGUUUAAUCAGGCUGUAAUACACAAUAAAUUGGUGUAUAUACAGCCUGACGCUAAUGCCUACAAAAUCCUGUAAAUGUACCUUACAAGUAAGAAUGUUUAAUACAAUUACAUUUAAAUUUACUCUACCGGUUGUCUUUGCGGGUUGUCCUUCCUCUGUUUGAGACACAAUAUCCACAGGAAAGUAACUGGUAGAGUAAGUUUAAAAGUAAUUUUAUUAGACAUUCUGGCUUGUAAGGAACAUUUACACGAUUUUGUAGGCAUUAGCUUCAGGCUGUAUAUACACCAAUUUAUUGUGUAUUACAGCCUGAUUAAUCAGACUAGAGAGCCAAAUAGUUAGCUGAUGUUCGAUUGCAUAAGGCUACCCUGGACGAAAACGUUAAAAGCAUACUGUUAAGUAUAUACAACUUUGUUAGUUAAAUAAAUAAUUUAUAGUAGCCAAAGUUAUGCAAUGCCAUAGCUAGCUAGCUCACUUGCUUGGUUGCUAGAGUCAGGAAAAUGGGAACUGAAACACUUCUCAUGUGGGGGUGAGCUAUCACACUUAUCUUCUGACACUUAGUCAUUUCUCUGACACGUUUUUGUUCUGCAGCUGUGUGGCUUCGCGUGUACUGUUACUGUACUGUACUGCAACACACAAAUGCAUAAACCCAUGAAAAUGUUUGCACACUUUUGUUCUGCAUACUUUGCAAUGCAUUACCUGGAUUGGUUUUGUUUUUCAGGUAUUUGCUACACAAUCUUCAACCUUGGAUUCCGCUUUGAUGUGGCAUGGUUAGUAUGACACACAAUCCCUUGUCUUAGAACAUAAUAUCAUAGACGUAAGAAUAGAAAUCUGUCUUUAUAUUCUGAGCCUGGUGCUGAUUACUGGUGGUAGAAUUUCAGUCAGGUGUUUUUCCCCCAGAAAUAUUAGCCUAGACUAGAACAUGGAACGUUUGAUUUUCAUGGUGAAAUUGUGCUUUCUCUCUCCCACAGGUUUCUGACAGAAACCUCACCCUUCAUGUGGGCGAACCUUGGGAUUGGCUUGGCCAUCUCACUCUCUGUUGUUGGAGCUGCUUGGUGAGGACUCUUCAUUUCUGCCUUUGAGUGUUUCUUCAGAAGAGAUUGUCCCAUUUUGAAUAGAGAAGUUGUGAAAUUUGACUUGAACAUUUAAAUAGCAACUAGUGUCUUGUCCCCUUCCUCUUCCCCAUUCCGUUUAGGCUAAAUUACUCUUCUUGGAUGGCAUGUUCUGUUAAUGUUUAUACUGAAUUGUGUCCUCCUUGUUUUACAGGGGCAUUUACAUCACAGGUUCCAGUAUCAUAGGAGGUGGUGUAAAAGCACCACGGAUUAAAACAAAGAAUCUGGUCAGGUAGGCUAUUAAUAAGAGAAUGAAACCAGUCCCUCCCUCCCCCAAUAACAGCUAUUUUUCCAUUUCCCCCUCCCAACUCAGACCACUUCAAGACAGUACUAGCAACAUUCUUGCUUGAGAAAUUGCUCUAGCUAAGAAGCAAUUUCUCUUUAUUUUUGACAAUUUAAAGCUACUUUUUGGGCGACCUGGCCAAAUUCACAUAGAAAUGUGAGUUAUAGAUUUUUACGUUUUUUUAAGCAAGUCUAAGAAGCGGUAGAUGUUCUAUAUGUGCUAUUUCUGUGCUUCCCGUUCUGAAGUGUUUUUUUUUUUUUCAUCUUUACUUUCGGUGUUGUACACCAGCUUUAAACAGCUGAAUAUACAAUAUUUUUUGUUAUGGAAAAUAUAUUUCACUGCGGUUUAGAUGGUACAAUAAUUCUCUACACAAUGACUGCUUGUUUUGUCACAAACUGAAAUUACGCAAACUAUUAGAAUUUUAGCAACCAGGAAAUGGCAGCGAUUUGUGCACAGUGCCUCUUUAAGAGAUAUUUGGUAAUACUGCCACUGAACACAAGGGGCACUAUUUUUAAAGUUAAACAAGUAACUGAAAAAUGCUACUCAGUUUGCUGCAUGCACAAAACAAAUAUUAGACCACAAGGCUCUUGAUCCAGGAGGGGAUUCUCUGCUUUUACCAAGCGAAGCUUGAUUUUGGAAGAAGCUAACCACUUAGCUAGAUGGCUAACUAUUCUGCUAAAUGACUAAAAUGUAGCUACUAAAUUUCCAAACCAAAUGCACAACUGCAGAGCAUUUAGCACAUUUUAGACAGUUAACAUAUUAAUUAUAAGAUAUCUAGCUGGCAAACAUUUAGUUGUGAAUUCCAUACUGUAACUAGAUCACCUGGCGCGUGCGGCACAACAGUGAGUGACUCACAAGGCUCCGGUCUGUCGACAUUGUGUGCUUGUAAACAAACACCACGUGAGUGGUGACUACUUGUAAGCUUCAUAAUGAAAAAUUAUGUAACAAUUGAAAUGAAGAACACAAUCUUCUCCUAACGUAUUGCACAAGUUGACUGCAGGUUGUAGCUACUUAAAAAGUAGCUACAAAUAUUCAAAUGUAUUAAAAUAAAUAGUUUUGAAGGUAUUUAAAAACUAUACCGUGGCUAUUCCCAAAUACCCCGGUAUAUGGUCUACAACCCAAGCCUACACAGUAAGGUACUUAAUUGUUACCCAGAAAUGAAUUGAUAUUGAGAUAAAAACGGCUGCAUUGGGCUUUUAAGAUGAAUGCACUAACUGUAAGUCGCUCUGGAUAAGAGCGUCUGCUAAAUGACAAAUGUAAAUAGAGCAUACAAGGCCUAUUUCUCAGGCCCAGAUUAAGCCUAGACAUUGACUAAAAAGCAUUUUCCAUUGACCGUGCUUUUUAGUCCAGGAAUAGGUUUAAUCUGGGUCUGAGAAACCGGUCCAUUAUGACACAGAUUCUACAUGUUGGCGUAAAACUUGUAUAUCUGUAUGUGCAUACUGUAUUAAGUCCGCAUCUUUCUGAUCAAUGUACUACUGUGUUAAAUGCUGUGGUUGUCUCCUCCUAUCCAAAGCAUUAUCUUCUGUGAGGCUGUAGCCAUCUAUGGGAUCAUCAUGGCGAUCGUUAUAAGUAACAUGGCUGAGGUAAGCAAGAGGGGGAUGGCAUACUUUGAUCAUUUGUGCCCUUUUUUAAUUUUGACUAGUGAUUAUGGUAUUAUGGUGACCGGAUUCCAAAUGGCACCCUAUUCCCUAGUGUACUACUUUUGACCAGAACCCAAUGGGCCCUGGUCAGAUGUAGUGCACUAUUGUACAGUGCAUUCGGAAAGUAUUCAGACCCCUUCACUUUUUCCACAUUUUGUUACGUUACAGCGUUAUUCUAAAGUCCUCUUUAGGUGCCUUUUGGCAAACUCCAAGCGGGCUGUCAUGUGCUUUUUAAUGAGGAGUGGCUUCCGUCUGGCCACUCUACCAUAAAGGCCUGAUUGGUGGAGUGCUGCAGAGAUGGUUGUCCUUCUAGAAGGUUCUCCCAUCUCCACAGAGGAACUCUGGAACUCUUUCGGAUUGACCAUCGGGUUCUUGGCCACCUCCCUGACCAAGGCCCUUCUCCCCCGAUUGCUCAGUUUGGCCGGGCGGCCAGCUUUAGGAAGAGUCUUGGUGGUUCCAAACUUCUUCCAUUUAAGAAUGAUGGAGGCCACUGUGUUCUUGGGGACCUUCAAUGCUGCAAAACAUUUUUGGUACCCUUCCUCAGAUCUGUGCCAUGACACAAUCCUGUCUCGGAGCUCUACGGACAAUUCCUUUGACCUCAUAGCUUGGUUUUUGCUUGACAUGCAUUGUCAACUGUGGGACCUUAUAUAGACAGGUGUGUGCCUUUCCAAAUAAUGUCUAAUUACAUUUACAUUUUAGUCAUUUAGCAGACGCUCUUAUCCAGAGCGACUUACAGUUAGAGUGCAUACAUAAUUAUUUUUUCUUAUUUUAUUUAUUUAUUUAUACUGGCCCCCCAUGGGAAGCGAACCCACAACCCUGGCGUUGCAAACGCCAUGCUCUACCAACUGAGCUACAUCCCUGCCGGUCAUUCCCUACCCUGGACGACGCUGAAUUAUUGAAAUUAUUUUUUAAUUUGCAAAAAAAUCUAGCCUGUUUUUGCUUUGUCAUUAUUGGGUAUUGUGUGUAGAUUGAUGAGGAAAAUAAUUAAUUUAAUCAAUUUUAGAAUAAGGCUGUAACGUAACAAAAUGUGGAAAAAGUGAAGGGGUCUGAAUACUUUCCGAAUGCACUGUAUGUAGGGAAUAGGGUGCUAUUUGGGACUGAACCUGUGGCUCCUAAUUGUAGCCUCUCAGAUAUGACAUCUUGGAGUAGAUCCCUGAUGUGUGUGUGAUACUAUAGUAGACUGCUCAGAUUUCAUUAGAGACCUAUUGCUUUACAUCUCUCUUUUUAUAGAGCUUUAGUGGCACCACACCAGAGACUAUUGGGGCAAGGAACUACCAAGCAGGUAAGAAAUUAAUGGUUGGCGGGUGUUGAUUAGCCUGGUCCCAGAUCUGUGUGUGCUCUUGCCAACUCCAUUGCUGUGAUUUUCAAUCCAAACAAUGUUUGGCAUGACAACGAGUUGGCAUGAUGGCACAAACACUGGCACUCAGGCUAGGUGUUGAUUGGAACCAGUCCUUAAAUUCCAAUGUGAUAAAGGCAGGCACAAGUAAACUAGGCACAUUUUCCCAUUGGCUUAGUUAAACAGUGCAAUGAUCAAAUCCAGCUGAAGGAAAUGCUGUGUUGUUGUGAUUGCGUUCUCUCCUAACAGGCUACUCCAUGUUUGGCGCUGGUCUUACUGUGGGAUUCUCCAACCUCUUCUGUGGCAUCUGUGUUGGCAUUGUUGGUAGUGGGGCCGCCCUGGCAGAUGCUCAGAACGGCAGCCUCUUCGUUAAAAUCCUUAUUGUGGAAAUCUUCGGCAGUGCUAUUGGGCUAUUUGGAGUGAUUGUGGCCAUCUUGCAGGUAACUGACAUUCUUUUGAAAUGGUUUUCUUUCACCCCUUGAUUGGUUGAAUAGCAUAAUAUUCUAUCAUAUUCAGUAGCUGAUUGCAUCAACCAAGUAUAGGUUUGUUUUAUUACAUACUUGGUCAAAUGUAUUUUUCUUGUAGACGUCGAAAGUAAAAAUGGGUGACUAGAAGAUUUAUCCUCAAGAUAUAAGAUCAAGAUGACAAGAUCUAUGGAAGACCAAGCUGGAGAAGCAGAUGGAUUGUGUAAAUACAUAGUAAAUUAUUUAAAUGUAUUUUUUGUCUUUGAUUGUUUUUAACCAUAAUUUGCUGAAGAGUGACAUAUUUGCACCAUUUUGUCUUAAAGGAAUGCAGCCAAAUGGUUAGAUUAAACUGCAGGUGUUUAAGACAAAAUCCUAUCCCUUUUGAAUACAAUUGGUCUUCAUAGUACAGUAGUACAUAUAAUUUAAUCUCUAGCAAACCUCAUGGCUUUCCGCACAUACAUUUACUGUUGUAUCAAAUCUAUCACUAUUGAAA
This is a messenger RNA of Coregonus sp. 'balchen', 6050 nucleotides long. Lineage: Eukaryota; Metazoa; Chordata; Actinopteri; Salmoniformes; Salmonidae. The record is from the annotation of a GenBank genome assembly.